AUGAAAAAAAGUAAAUUUCUUUUAAAAAGAUAUUUUAGUAGUUUUGAUGUUUUUGAUAAAAUUAAAUAUACUAAUUUACACAAAAAUGUAGUAACAUAUAAUUUUCUUUUAAAAAAAUAUUUUAGUAAUUUUGAUGUUUUUGAUAAAAUCAAAGAUUCUAAUAAUUCAAAUAAGGAUGAAGCAACAAAUGAAUUAAAAAGAAAACCUUCUAAGAAAGUUCUAAAGCUUGUUGAUGAAAUCUUAAAUUUAACAUUAAUUGAAGCCGCUGAUUUAUGUGAUUUAUGCCAAGAGAAAUUAGAAGGAAGCAAAAAUUUUAAUAAUUCUUUUUUUAUGAAUAGAAAUCCAUUUCCUCAUCCAUCUCACUUUUUUAGUGCAGGCAAUUUAUCUCCAUUAAAUCAAACUAAUAUAAAUAAUAAUAUUGCAAAUAAAAAUGAUAUAAAUUCCAAUAGUACAGAAGAAAAAAAAUCCAAAACAGAAAAACAAAAUGAAGAGAAAAAAAUUACAAAAAGCACCUACAAUGUUAAACUAGAAAAAUUUGAUGUUAAAAAUAAAAUUAAUACUAUUAAAGAAAUUAGAAAAUUAACAAAUGUUGGUUUAAAAGAAGCUAAAGAUAUGGUGGAAAGCGCUCCUUUUUAUAUACAAAAAAAUGUACCUGUAGAAAAAGCCGAUGAAAUGAAAAAGAAGUUUGAAGAAUUGGGUGCAACAAUAAUUUUAGAAUAA
This is a messenger RNA of Plasmodium relictum, 720 nucleotides long. RefSeq names its product ribosomal protein L7/L12, putative. Gene Ontology annotation, molecular function: structural constituent of ribosome. The record is from RefSeq and is a predicted model, not a curated record. Gene Ontology annotation, cellular component: ribosome. The transcript has 2 exons. NCBI's taxonomy places the organism in Eukaryota, Apicomplexa, Aconoidasida, Haemosporida, Plasmodiidae. Gene Ontology annotation, biological process: translation. The coding region runs from base 1 to 720 and encodes 239 amino acids.